UUUAGGCACAAACAGUGGUUGUGGGAGUGGUUGUGUGUGUGUGGACGGGAGGCUGGCACUCUCCUGGUUGCGGCGUCGCCUUUUUGUUUGUGUUGAGGUGGCCGCCUCUCGGGCUCGAUCCUCCACCCCUCAGAUAUAAAGUCCCCACCCCCUCCCUCAACUCCUAUCCAAGCUCGUCCCCGACCAUGGUCAGUAGGAGGCGAGCAGACAACGUGAUCCUCCCCGCCCUUCCCUGAGCCUCCUGCUCGCUGGCGCUCGGCGCCGUCGGACGUGCGGAGAUGUCGCUGCCCUGCUGCGUUUCGCAGCUGGCCUGCUGCUGUGGUUCCAGCGACUGCUCUCUCUGCUGCAGCAGCUGUCCAAAUAUUAAAACCUCCACGGGGACCCGGGUCAUGUAUACUCUCUACCACAUUCUGGGGACCAUUGUCUGCUUCCUUAUGUUGUCUCCAACCGUGGGAGAAGCAUUGAGGACACAUGUUCCCUUCUACAAUGAAUUUUGUAAGACCAUUCAAGCGGGUGCUGACUGUGAAAAACUCGUUGGCUACUCUGCUGUUUACAAGGUCUGCUUCGGAAUGGCUGUAUUCUUCUUCAUUUUCUUUAUCCUGAUGAUCAAUGUUAAAACCAGUAAAGAUUGUCGCGCGUACCUCCACAACGGGUUCUGGUUUGUGAAGCUUGUGGUUUUGGCUGGAAUGUGUGCAGGGGCUUUCUUUAUACCGGAUCAGGACACCUUUCACAAAGCGUGGUUGUACAUUGGUGCUGCUGGAGCCUUCUUCUUCAUCUUGAUUCAGCUCAUACUGCUGGUGGAGUUUGCACAUAAAUGGAACAAGACUUGGUGGGCUGGAACUGCACAAAAUAAAUGCUGGUACGUUGCAUUGGCCCUGGUUACGCUCAUUCUGUACUUGAUCGCCAUAUGUGCUGUUGUCCUAAUGGUGAUCUUUUAUACCGACCCUGAUGGAUGCAAGCUAAACAAGAUAUUACUGGGUGUCAACACUGGUCUCUGCUUGAUUGUCUCUAUGGUGGCAAUUACACCCUGUGUUCAGAAAUAUCAGCCAAACUCUGGUCUCCUGCAAUCUGGAGUAAUCAGCUGUUAUGUGAUGUAUCUUACUUUCUCUUCGCUGGCCAACACACCUGCAGAAUAUGUUAUGAAGGAUGGAAUCAACACCACAAUAUGCACUCCACAGCUGUUGGGCAACGGUCUUCAAACGGAUGACAAGCUUGUGUCUGUGCUGGGAGCCAUAAUCAUGUAUGGCUGUGUCCUGUAUGCCUGUUUAACUUCUACAACACGUUCCAGCUCAAUAACCCUGGGGGUGAGCAGCAUCUCAGCUCCUGAACCAACCGAAGCUCGAUGCUGCUUUUGUUUUGCACCAGAUGAAGAAGGUAACCCUGAAGUAGAUGGCAGUGAAAGAGGAACCCAGAAGGUGAUCCACAAUGAGAAGCAUGCCGUGGUGUACAGUUACUCCUUCUUCCACUUUGUCUUUUUUCUUGGAUCCCUGUAUGUCAUGAUGACUUUGACAAACUGGUUUGAGUAUGAAGUUGUUGAACUGGAAACCUUAUUUGUACCUGGUAACCCAUCCACCUUCUGGAUUAAAAUGGCUUCCUGUUGGGUUUGCAUCUUGCUGUUUUUAUGGACCCUUAUCGCUCCCCUGUGCUGUCCUAAACGUGAAUUUUUAGUAUAAUAUUUUGUAUUCCAGAAUCCCACAGUCCUAUUCCACCUUGUCAUGUUACUUAACUGGUUUUCUUUUAUAACAGUUUGACCUGUCUUGUACUAUUCUCUAGUAUGGCCUCCAUUUGUACUGUUAAGGCCUCUGUCAAUAAUCUUUCAUGUUAAGUUACAUUCCUACAGUUUUCAACUGAGGUAGUAUUCCAUACCUAAAUGGAGUUGGUUACUAUCAUCGGUAACAAGAAGUUUGAUUGGGAAACAAGAGGCUGAUUGGGCCAGCAAUUCAGUUUCAGGGAGGGGUGUACUGGAUGAUUAAUGAAGAAACUUGUUAAUCUGACCACAUGAAUAAUGUUGGUUAUAUUGAAUUUGCAUUAGGCAAACAAAUCAAUUUAGCAGAAUUAAUCAAGACUUCCAACAACCUGGAUAUGUGCCCCACGUUAAUAUUUUAAGCAGGAUAAAGGUUGUGUAUUCGUUGGGCUUUAAUAAACCCAGCAGUUCUCAUCAAAGUCAGUCCAGCAGGUUGCUGGUGGUUCCUAGCUUUGAGUUGGACCCAAUCAAGCUAGUAUUAUUUUCUGUAUAUAAAUCAUAACGAGUAACUUUUUGUUUCGCCCAUUGCAGAAGCAGGUUAUAUUCUGACAGCUUUGAAGUUGAAAAGGAUGACUGGAAGUUUUUAAAGCUUGAUGGGAAAAUAAAAAUUGAAAAUAUUCAAUCCUUCAAAAUUAUUCCAUUGUAUAGUCAAUGUAAAGUUGUAUGAAAAAGAAAUUAGAAAUCUGGUAUGCAGUUAUUUAAAAUAUAUAUGGGGGAAGUGGGGUUGGUUUUCGAAUAAUCAACUUGAAUUUAAGGCCAGUGUCUCCUUUGCUUGGAUCCCGUUGUCUGCCUUUCCUUCCCUUGCCAAUUUUGUUUGCUGAUCACGAAAUCAAUUGCAGUAGAGUCCUGUAUAAAUUUCACUGCAGCAGUUGGGAUUAAAGCAUUGUGGCUCCCUCUAUUACAGAUUGUCAAUAGAAUGGAAAGUGAAUGUGGCAAAAUGUACAGUUGGGCAAAAUCAGAGUUGCAUCACCUCUACUUUAUUUAACAUAUGAAGAAACUAAAUUGCAUUGAUUGUAUGGAGUGUUUUGAUGCGGGUAUUAGUAUGUAUUUAUUUAAUGUAGUUUUUUAAAAUUAGUAUUUGAUGCAAAAUUUUGUAUCUUUAUAAGAUUAAAAACAAACUUAAUUAGUGAUGUGAUAUAGCCAAGUUGUUCAAGAAAACUGGUUGAGAGGCCAAAUAUGUGGCUGUAAAAUAAGUAACACUACUGGAAGCAAGUAUCUGCUGCCUUUUGCCAAAUGCUUGGCAUAGUUCAGCCAACUAUUUUCUUCCAUUUUAGUCAAAUGGUAACUGUGCUGGUAUACUAAACCAUUUUAAAUAUCUCUGUAGGUAAAAUUCUUUGGUAAAUAAAGAAGCCUCAUCAGCUCCUUGGUUUAAAGACCUCAGGCAUACUGAACCAAAUUGGCAUUCACAGCUUGUGCUUGCUACCACUUCAUUGUUUCUUUGUAUUUCACAUUUUCUUUUAAGAUUACACUAAAAAGAGAAAAGCUUCAGUAACUACCACUUAUGGCCUUUCUAAAUUAACCAGAAUGGGGAAUUGACAAUGAAAUGGGAAAUGUAAAGGCAAAAGUAAUAGUUAACUAGGUUAUUUUUGAGUAAAAGAUCACAAAGUAAGUGUUCAGAAUGAUUGUGCCACUUCUUGUCCAGUCAGAAAGUGAAGCAGAGAGGGUUAAUGAAAAUGUACAUGUUAUUGAGACUUCCUGAAAUCCAUUUUGUUCAGAAGCUUGCUCAAUAAGAACUAUAACUGGUGAAAUCAUUUAAUUGUGAAGCUUGCACAUCAGUCUAUCAAGUGGAAGAGCCAUGUAGAGUAUUAUUUUGAUACUGACAAGAACUGGAAUUCAGCAUGUAGAUAAUGACAGAAUCUUGCUCUUUAACCUCUGUCUUGUGUGUGUAUGUAUACAGGGGGCAUUGGAGGGGAUUGGGUGCAAAAUGGCCAAAAUAUCUUAUAACAAUACCAAAAUAAAGCUGAAACACUUUAUUUACCUCAGUAGUCUGAUGCCAACUUUCCAGUAGCAUUAAUGGCUGGUGAUAACUAUGCUCUUUAAAGCUCUUUCCUCAGUUCCAGAAAGAGUUAACUUGGUGUAGAAGCUAAAUGCUAUAAUAUUGACCCACCCAAAACUUUUGGUAACUCAUUAAAUGCUAAGUAAAUAGUUAAAACUAUCAGUUAUAUGUAUGUUAAAGUCAAAACUGGCAAAUUUUUAAAAGGGGCAGCAACUUUCUUGUUGGAUUUGGACCAUUUGUGAGAAUACUGAAAAGUAAAAUAACAACAAAAAUAUCUGAACUAACCCUGCACUUUGAGGCACAGCCAGCAGCAAAUUUCUAGUAUAAUUGAAUACCUUAAUUUUUGGCUUAAGUUUCACCUUUUGUGGAUGUUUUGUUUAGAGGGAGAAAUGUGAAUUUAAUGCAAAGCUGCAACUUAAAACUUCCAUAAUAGCAGCUUUUAUAUGGAUGAAAGUUAUAAUCUGGAAUUUAUGAUAUAUUAAAGUGUGGCUCUGGAAAGGGUCAAGUUUAUAGAGAUGUUGCUUAGAAACUGGCCAUGCUGCAGUAUAAUACGUGUAUAUUUACAUAAAAUCAAACAUAUCAGUCAUUUUCACAUCAAGUUGUAUGAACUUUUCUAAGUGUUAUUUUAAUCUCCUUGGGUACAAAUGUUGACAGACUGAUCUGCAGCAGUUGUAAAGUAUUAUUUUCUAUUACUUUCUUUUUACUCCAAUACUGGUGCUAAUAUUGACAUGCCUAUUUAGGACUUGUAUGUUUUAUGUGUUGGAAGCUUUUGAAUUCUCCCUGUGGCCAUACCUCCUCACUUUGAGUGUUCUGCAAAAUGUCAUCUUAGUUGAUGACAUUCAGAUUUUAAAUACAUUUUUUUUAACAAAUGAACCAUGGACUCUGGGCCUGAAGCAACAGUUCCUGCAUAUGUCUGCACCAAUAAGACAAAAAUCAUGGACUUUAAAGAACAGGUUUUGUUAAAACAACUGCAUAAUUUUUUAAGAGCUGUGGGAAAGUUUUUUAAACAUGUGUUUAAAUAAAAAAUGACUGACUAAUCUCAAUUGCAAUAGUAAACUUUUGAUAUAAUGCUACAGCACCUUUUUGUUAUUUGUGUGGCCAUUGUUUUAACAUGACUUGUUUAUUGUCAAUUUUAAUGUUGCUUAAAUUAAGGUUGAGGUUUUAUUUAUCUGCCCAUAAAUCACUGAUUCUACUUAAAUGCCCAGUUCAUGAGGAUGGGUGUUGGUGGUGGAGAUGCAAGUUAUACCUGGCAAUACAACAAAUUCUACCUUAUGUUUUUGUGUGAAGAUUAUAAAUAAUAAUUUGUCUACAGUUUGCAAUAUAAUGCCGCUUUGCUGACUUUCUAUCUUACAAGUGCACAUUGUUUUUAUUGAAAAGCUCAAUAAAUUGGAGUUUUUUCUGAACUGUUAUUUCGAAAUAUGUUUGGAAACCCACAAAAUGUCACACUAAUCUACAUCUUCAUCCCUGAUUUAUUGUUUUAAUAAAAUUAUAUGACCUUGAAA
Pristis pectinata (smalltooth sawfish) is the source of this 5242-nucleotide messenger RNA. It is a transcript of the gene serinc5, whose product is annotated as serine incorporator 5. The coding region runs from base 279 to 1673 and encodes 464 amino acids. Lineage: Eukaryota; Metazoa; Chordata; Chondrichthyes; Rhinopristiformes; Pristidae. The transcript is spliced from 12 exons. The record is from RefSeq and is a predicted model, not a curated record. Gene Ontology annotation, cellular component: membrane.